AUGACCGAUGUCGCUGCGGCGUCCGUGGUGGAUACACCACCCAACCACACGCUGUAUUUGAAUAAUCUAAACGAUAAGAUUAAGGCUGAUCGUACAAAGGCCACUCUAUAUGCAACAUUUUCACAGUAUGGCAAGAUCCUGGAGAUUGUCAUGGGUCGCGCUCGACGGCUACGGGGUCAAGCGUGGGUUACAUUUGACGACAUUGCAAGCGCUUCUAAUGCAUUACGUGCCGUGAAUGGAUCUAUUUUGUUUGAGAAGCCCGUGGUGAUUCACUUUGCAAAGGAAAAGGCUGAUGUUAUUGCUCGACGGGAGGGAACUUUUGUUCCACGCGAGAAGCGGAAGCGUGAGCCCAAGCUUGUACAAGAGCAGACGACCAAGAAGCAAGUGGGUGAAAACAACAGCAGCGUAACAGCAGUAGUAGCACCACCGCCACUGGCGCAGAACGUUCCCAAUAAGAUUUUGUUUCUCCAGGCAUUACCUGAUUCCUGCAAUAAGGACAUGUUGAGCGUCUUGUUCAAGCAGUACCAGGGUUUCAAGGAAGUUCGUAUGGUACCAGGCAAGAAAGGAUUGGCAUUUGUCGAGUUUGGCAAUGAGGCACAGGCCGCUAUUGCGUUGCAGGGACUUUUUGGUUUUAAGCUCACACCGACAGACGCACUCCGAGUCUCAUUUGCCAACAAGUAG
Molecule: messenger RNA, 681 nt
Organism: Peronospora belbahrii
Lineage: Eukaryota; Oomycota; Peronosporomycetes; Peronosporales; Peronosporaceae
Source: the annotation of a GenBank genome assembly